This is a messenger RNA of Lucilia sericata (common green bottle fly), 1089 nucleotides long. RefSeq names its product WD repeat-containing protein 3. Gene Ontology annotation, cellular component: Pwp2p-containing subcomplex of 90S preribosome; small-subunit processome. Gene Ontology annotation, molecular function: snoRNA binding; protein binding. Gene Ontology annotation, biological process: maturation of SSU-rRNA. The annotation marks the transcript as partial. The record is from RefSeq and is a predicted model, not a curated record. Lineage: Eukaryota; Metazoa; Arthropoda; Insecta; Diptera; Calliphoridae. The transcript is spliced from 2 exons.
AUGGGUUUAACUAAACAAUAUUUAGCUUAUAGAGCUGUAGAUAGUUUUAAUAUUAUCGCCAGUGGUCGCAGUAAUGUGAAUUUUGUGAUUUAUAAUAAAAUUGAGGGUCGCUAUGUGGUGGCAGCCGCUGCUGAAAAUGUUAUUAUUUGGGAUUUAAGAUUGGGCGAACGUGUUGUAACCUUUAGACGUGACAAACAGGAGGUAACCGCUCUACGUGUAUCACCCGACCGUCUUCACAUUGCUAUUGGCUACAAUGAUGGUGUAGUGGAAAUUUUCGAUUUAACCAAUCCUGAAGUUUCAGUUUGUUCCUUAGCUGUACACAAAUCGGCCAUAUCCAUCUUGCGUUACGAUGAACAGGGUAUACGUCUAGUUUGCGGCAGUUUAGAUUGUGAAUUAACGGUAAUCGAUGUUAUCGAACAGGCUGGUAGUCAACGUCUUAUUGGACACAAUGCUCCCGUAACUGAUGCUCACUUUAUGGAAAAGUUUAAAGAACAAAAUAUAGUGGUUAGUUGUUCUAAGGAUACACAAAUUAAAUUCUGGAAUUUGGAAACUCAAUUUUGCUUUAAAACUAUUGUGGAUAAUCGUACUGAAGUCUGGGCUUUGGCGUUUGUUAAUGAUCUAAUGAUAGCCGGUUGUGGGGAAUCUACCAUGAAUGUAUAUCGCUUAAAACCUAGAGAUGUUUCACAAACUGAAAAUCAAAAUUUGGAAGCUGCUGUUGAGGGUCUGUCCAUAGAUGAUGAGGAUACUAUUAGUCCCAUAACGGUAUUAAACUGUGGUGUUAUACAACGAGCUGGCAAAGGACGUUGUGUUAAUUUGGUGGCAGAUGUUUCGGAAAAAAUAAUAUCUUGUCAUGGUACUAACGAUUUGAUAGAAAAUUUCUAUAUUUGUAAUGAAGAGGAGGCUAAAAAGCGUUUACAGAAAAGAUUAAAGAAAUUUAAGAAAUCAUCCGAGGCGGAAGACAACAAUGAAGAUUUUUCCAAAGAGUUAUCACUAUCUGAUGAAAUUAAAAGACUGGAGAGCAUAAAGGUGAAACAAAAGAUUAAAUCUAUAGAUGUUUUAUUGGGAGCCAAAGAUGAAUUGAGAGUUUUG